This is a messenger RNA of Helianthus annuus (common sunflower), 1524 nucleotides long. Its product is annotated as midasin-like. Lineage: Eukaryota; Viridiplantae; Streptophyta; Magnoliopsida; Asterales; Asteraceae. Bases 1 to 1524 code for a protein of 507 amino acids. The record is from RefSeq and is a predicted model, not a curated record. The transcript has a single exon.
AUGGAUGUUCAUGCUGCUUUUAAUGAGAUCGAAGUAAAAAGAGCCGAGGAAAGAAGAAGCGAACGAGAAAGACGACUAGCUGAAGAAGCCACCCAAAAGAACAAAAGUGUUAUUGAAGAUAUUCAAGAAGCUGGUGGAUCUUCAAGUCAACCUGAGAUUGAUGGAUCAUCAAAUCAAGAAGAUAUUGAAAUGGUUGAAGCUGAAAAUGAACAAGAGGUUGAUGUUCAAGAACAACAUGUUGUUGAGAUUCAAGAACAAGUCAUGGAAGAUGUCACUGAUGAACAAGGUCAAGACUUCAUGAUGAUUGGUGAGUCUUCUGAACCCUUUGAUGUUAACAAUAUUCUUCAAAGAGUAGUUGUUAUUCAAAGAAAAAGAAAAGCUAGAGAAGUGUUGUUAUUGGAAUGGAAGACGCAGCAGUUUGUUCUUGUUGGAGAUGCUCGCUUAGUGCCUUAUAGUGUUAAGGAAAUUGCUCGUCGAAUGAAAAUAAAAGAAAGACAAAGAAAGGCAAAGAUAGCACGUGGAGAGAUUGUUGAUGAUGAUUCUGAUAUUGAGUUAUUUGGAAACGAAGAAGAAGAAGAUGAAGAUGAUAAUGAUGACAAAAAAGAUGACAAGCCUGAUGAUACUAAAAAUAAAGAUGAUAAGGGUGAUGAUGACAAUGAUCAAGGUGCUUCCGGGUUAUUGAUCAGAGAUCCAAUUCUUCAAGAAAGAAUCGAUGAAUUGAUGAAUGAUGAAAUCAACGAACAAGAGGAUGACUUACAAAAUGAAGCUUCAUCAUCCGGAAAGCAGCAUGCUGAUCAGGUACUUCUUUCAAACCCAACUGUCAUUUAUUUGAAUGUUCAACAAGAAGGAGAGGUUGAAGUUCGGAGAACUAGAGCUGAAAUGCUAGAAGAGUUGGGAUUAGAAGAUGGAAAGUUUAAGUUUGAUAUUGAGGACGAGAUUCCUCAAUCUCCAGAGAAAGAUUUUGAGCCAAGAUAUGCCUAUGAAGCUGAUCAUUAUGAUGAUGUCAUUAUUGAAGAUGCUUCAGAUUCAUCCGAUGAUGAAAUUGAUUUUCAUUAUGCUGGAAUUGAUGCAACUUUUCCUUCAUUAGCUGAAAUGUUCAAAGAUAGAAAUGAAGAUGAAAUCAAAAGGAAAAUUGUUGAAAAAGUUUCCACUGAAGAUGUCCCGGAAACUAUUCCAAGAGAGAUUCUUGCUGAAGAACGGAAGAAGUGGUUCAAAGUUAUGCCCAAAGAAAGAAAAACUCUCAGAGCUCUUCAGUAUUUUACUCACAACAAAAAUCUUUCAUGGGGAGAUAUUCUAUCAUGGGGCUAUCUUGAAGAUCUUAAAGUCUAUGCCAUCAGACGGGAAGAGGGAGUUCAGUACUUUGAAUUUCUAUCAGACAUCAGUUCUCUACCGUUGUGGGAUGUGGAUGAGUUGGUGAAAACAAAGAAUAUCAAGCAGUUCUACUAUGGUCCAGAAGUUAGACAACAUGAUCAAGAUUUGUGGAACUACAUCAAAUGGCAGGAAAAGAAUGGUUAUCCUGAUUAG